AUGGCAGGUGAAAGUUCUCGCAAGGGGUUCUAUUUGUAUGACGACAGGCGAAAGGCUACUCCUGACCCCGAUAUACACAGCUAUAUAGAGAGAUCAAGACAAAUAGCUGGUGUUAAGGCUGAUCCCCAGCUUACGAAGUUAUCCGACAAGGACAUAGUGGAGAUGAUAUUCCUUCCAGUAGUCAACGAAGCUUGCUGUGUCCUCGAUGAAGGAAUUGCAGUGAAAGCAUCAGAUCUGGACAUCGCUUCCAUUAUGGGAAUGGGCUUCCCUUCCUUCAGGGGUGGCAUUAUGUUUUGGGCUGACUCUCUGGGUGCCAAAUACAUAAACACAAGGCUGGAAGAAUGGUCCAAGACCUAUGGAAAUUUUUUCAAGCCAAGUUCCUAUCUUGCUGAAAGGGGAGCGAAAGGAAUUCCUCUGAGUGCUCCAGUUAAUCAGGCCAGUUCGAAGUUAUAAUCUCUCAUCAUCUGUCGAGUGAAGCUGUUGUCAUUUGGAACAGAACUGUAAAAUUAUGUGCUGAAGGUAUAGUUCAUGUAUGGACUCAAAAGGCUUUAUGGCUUCAGUGUUGCUAACGUAGCAUAUAAAUUAUUAAUAAAGGAGAUCAAUACUGCUUGUGUUUCUUAAAGAUUAUGUCGUUUUAUUUCAAUAAAAAAUAGUUUUAAAUUGAACUAUUCAAUUGCUUUCAAGGCAUGUUGAAACUAAAUGUUUUAAUAAAGUGGAGGAUUUUCUGUGUUAA
Molecule: messenger RNA, 733 nt
Organism: Phalaenopsis equestris
Lineage: Eukaryota; Viridiplantae; Streptophyta; Magnoliopsida; Asparagales; Orchidaceae
Product: peroxisomal fatty acid beta-oxidation multifunctional protein MFP2-like
Exons: 4
Coding region: 1-453 (150 amino acids)
Biological process (GO): fatty acid beta-oxidation
Cellular component (GO): peroxisome
Molecular function (GO): (3S)-3-hydroxyacyl-CoA dehydrogenase (NAD+) activity
Source: RefSeq, a predicted model, not a curated record